AUGCCUGUUCCUCCACGAAACAUUUCUAACAAACGUUGGACUAUCACGAAAAUCUUCAUCUUGCUUCUCGCAAUCGUGGCGCCAGAGGUUAUCUUCUGGGUAGCGGCUUCCGAGCUCUAUUCGACAAUUAUCUUACAAAAGGCGUGCAAUGUGGUCCAGAGCACGAGGGAUAGCGAUUCAUCAGAGCCGAAACUUUGGCUAUCGAAGCGAGCAAUACCACUGGGCCAAGCACAAGGCCUAGAUCAUAUUGAUUUAGACCCGGUCCACACGGACUGGACAUUUCGUCAAUGUUUUUGCAUUGACUCAGGGGGAGUUGCAUUACAAACGCAAGAUGAAUGGAUCUACAGACUCCGACCCGAGGACAUGAAGCCCUUGAUCCAAGCUGGUAUUAUCCGGUGCUCGGAUUUCAGAGACCGGGAUGUCGAAGAUCGAGCAAAAUCCGAUUCUUUUGGAAAAGCAUUUACCGUCCUCCAGAGUACGUGGUUUCUAUGCAACUGCAUAGGCAGAUGGGCCUAUAGCCUCCCGGUCUCUCCUAUCGAGAUAGCAACUGUUGCUUAUGUGUGCUGUGGAAUCCUGAUCUGUGGGGUUUGGUGGUACAAACCCAAGAAUGUGACGACGCCAAUUUGUAUCUAUCUCCGAUUUGACCGCAAAGAUUUGCCGACUGAGGUCUGCAACCUUACAAAGGGAAACCCAAAAGGGUGGGUUCAUCUUCGAGCACGAGUGAAAGAGGAAAGUAUACUUUCGGCCUUCAAGACCUUUUUGACAUUGUUUAACAACGCCACUAGUCCUGCAACAAGUGACGGGCCUGAUCAGUCUCAUAAUAAUGAGCGGGAUGAUCAUUCCCCUCUUGAAAGACCGUCAUAUGGAAUUCUUUUCAGUGCUACUUGUACUUCUGCUGCUCUUAUAUUUUGCGCUAUUCAUAUUGCCGUGUAA
Penicillium malachiteum is the source of this 933-nucleotide messenger RNA. RefSeq lists its product as uncharacterized. The record is from RefSeq and is a predicted model, not a curated record. The transcript has a single exon. Lineage: Eukaryota; Fungi; Ascomycota; Eurotiomycetes; Eurotiales; Aspergillaceae. The coding region runs from base 1 to 933 and encodes 310 amino acids.